AUGAAAUCAUUCAAACUAUCAGUAAGGAUCUUCACAAUGACUGCUAUGCUUUUGGUGGCCGGAAUUAGCUAUUCAUCUAGUGUUCCUCUUGACUUUGCAGACAUUCAUCCAAGUACUAGUAUAUAAGAUUGUAUAAAUACAGCUAGACAAUUUGAUUACACAAUCUUAGCUAAUUUAGCAAAUACUCCUGCAAUAGGAAUUCCUUACACCAACUAUUACGAAACAGUCUCAUGCCCAGUUAAAAAUAAAUGCCCUGAUGGAAUAAAAAGAUCAACAUGCAUCUGGUAGAGAAUUCUUUAUCUUUCUUGCGAAGGAUAAAAUACUGUACAAUACCCUGUUUAAAUGCUAAUUGGUACAAACUCAUUGCCAAAUCAUUGCUAUUACACUGAUGGAGAUCCUCCAAUAGGGGAUUAAUCAAGAUACAACACUUAUAUAUUACUAGUCAUGUUCAAUCCAACACUACUUAAGUAGUCAUCAAAACUUGAGAACUAUAUAACUUUUGAUGAGCUGAAUGUAGAAAAUUAUAUGUGUUCAGAAACUUGGGGAAAAAAUGCUAAUAUUGACCUGAACUUUAGGCCAGUUGAUGCUUUAACAUCUGAUAUUAGUGGUAGCCUUGUUUUAUGGAAUGAAGAAGCUAUCGGUGAUUAUCCAUAUGACUUAAUCAGAUUACCCUCAAGUGAUAAAAUUGUCGGUAUAGCUCUAAACGGUGUAUUCAUAUUUUCUGCUAUAUCAAUCUACGGCUAUGAUGCUUUUUAUCCAACAUCAUUCGGUACUAGAAACUCACCUAAAGGUGUUACAGCUGAUCUUUGUCUUGGUACUUCAGAAGGAUACAGAACAUAUGCUUACCAUAUGUAUUCACCUUGUAUUUAUGAAACAAGUCAAAGGUAAAAAGCGGAUUACUGUGCUACUGAUGAUUUAUGCAAGAAAAGUGUUAUUGAAUAUGCCAAAUUUCACACACAUUCUUCGAAAAAAGUUAUUACUCCUAUCGGUAUCGCUAAGGAUGGAAGAUUCAUUUACGGGCCAUACAAUAAGAAUGGAGAUUUAUGGUAACCAUGUGAUGUUGAUAUGUGUAACGGUAUUUAAUUUGGGGAUCCUACUAAUCCAUAUUAUGUCUAUGUUGCAACUAUGUUCUUCCCUUAUACUGUUGGUUGCUGGGGUCCCAGCAAUAGAGUGCGCAAUGUAGUACCAAGGUGUUCUUCAAAUGUUCAAGCCUGCACCUAAGCUAUCCUCAGCUUUUACACAAGUGUUGCUAUUGUAAUGGGAUUAUUUGCUUCAGUUCUAGCCUUUGCAGUCUGA
This is a messenger RNA of Stylonychia lemnae, 1296 nucleotides long. NCBI's taxonomy places the organism in Eukaryota, Ciliophora, Spirotrichea, Sporadotrichida, Oxytrichidae. The record is from the annotation of a GenBank genome assembly.